AUGUGGAUUCCUCAAAAUGCCGUUCACAAGUUGAAGAUUGCUCUUCAUCUUCUCCAAGCAAUCCUUACUUUCAUCACAGGAUGCAUGACGCUGGCGAUUUUGACGGAGAAAGGAAAUCACGAUAGUCGCGUACAAUGGUGUUUUGCUUUAUGUUUUCUUACAAUGCCUGCUUUAAUGUAUCAGGUCAUAGUUCCUUGCUGGACAAGGCUAUGGCGCCUGGCUAAUCCCUACAUCUUCAUCGCAAUCGACUCUGUAUUUACUAUUUUCUGGAUAUCGGCGUUCGCGUCAACAUGUGCCUGGACAGCGAAAGGCAUGCAACAAGGAGCUGCUGACAAGAAGCUAAGCGCAAGUUCUGCAUCUUGUUCGACUUUUGCAUUUGGGUCAACAUCAAUCUGCAACCUAGCGAAAGCCGCGACGGGCCUCGGAGUAACACUCUGCAUUCUCUUUUUGGCUGCAGCAGUCAUCUCCGGAAUCGAUGCGUUCAAGUUCUGGAGGUCAGGGAUCGUACGCACACAACCAGAAAUCUAUGGCCAGACGCCUUCUCGCGCUUCGUCACCGGAUGGCAAGGACGAAUGGUCGAUCAGCACAGAUGAUCUCCACGGCGCAAAGUAUGCUUCUGAUACCUACCAAGGUUGGGCACAAGAUCAUCAACCAGCUUUCGUGGAAUCAGACACGAUGGAGGGACGUCACCCUGGACGACACGUCAGCUGCGCCAGUGCGAAGACGAUACCUUAUGAGAGAGACCUGACUCCCAGCGCCAUGAGCCCCACAGUAACAGAGGACCGAUACACGGGUAUCUUCCCACCAUCAACGCCAAACUACAGCUUCUCGAAGGAAUAG
Messenger RNA from Aureobasidium pullulans EXF-150, 840 nucleotides. RefSeq lists its product as uncharacterized. The coding region runs from base 1 to 840 and encodes 279 amino acids. Lineage: Eukaryota; Fungi; Ascomycota; Dothideomycetes; Dothideales; Saccotheciaceae. The transcript is spliced from 4 exons. The record is from RefSeq and is a predicted model, not a curated record.